This is a messenger RNA of Bipolaris oryzae ATCC 44560, 1788 nucleotides long. RefSeq lists its product as uncharacterized. NCBI's taxonomy places the organism in Eukaryota, Fungi, Ascomycota, Dothideomycetes, Pleosporales, Pleosporaceae. The transcript has a single exon. The record is from RefSeq and is a predicted model, not a curated record. The coding region runs from base 1 to 1788 and encodes 595 amino acids.
AUGAGCGCGCGCACCAAGCGCCUAGAUCGCAGCCUGGGAAGUAGUUGGGGCAAUGCUGACUAUACAUCUGACGAAGGCGGCUCCACCCCUUCAGCGAGCGACGCUGCUAGUGACCAGGAACUAGAAGCUUCAGACAAAGAGGUCGUGCAAGAGCCUGUCUUAGACUCCAUUGUUACCCCCAGGCCCAAGCGCCAUCAUCUCAGUCAUUCGACGCCAACGGCGCAGUCACAGGAUGCUUCAGACAGGAAGCAAGCAAACCGUACAAAAGCUAGCCAGUUCCAGAGAAUAGGACCCGACACAACCAUCCCCAGACCCUUCCCGAGAGAUCAAAGAUCGCAUACACGGGACUCUUCUGGGCCCAGCCUUAUCAUGCCUUCCAUGGAGAGUUCAGGUUAUGAUGGGUCGCCUGUCCAAAAAUCGCAACCACGAAACCGAACCAGAAAUACACAACAUAACACUUCAUCAAAUUCACGCCGUACGCCUCGCAGAUCCUCCACACAGGGGUCAUCGGAUGCCCAUCGUCGGCCACCAAAGCAGAGACAGGAAGAAGUCAGCCCAUGGCACUAUGUCAAUCUCUUUUGGGAAAAUGUGGGUGCUCCAAUCUUUACUCACUUCUUAGACAUUUUCGCCUACGCUGUGAAACAUUUCAUCAAGCCAUUUCUGGGCGUUGUCUUGGGUGUGGGUAUUUUGGUAUUUGGAAUUCAGCUGGCAUCCGGAAUGCUUCGCUCUACAAUUUCAAACGCCGUCAUGGGUCCUGUGUGCGCACUGCCAGGCUCUUCCUACCUCAUCCCCGCUUGCGCCACUGCAGAUUCAUUUGCUGGGAACCAAGCCGACUUCGAAGAGCUUAUCAACGUCCAAGGCAAGUUCGAGGAUAUUCUUGAUGCAUCAAAAGACACGUCGGCGCUGCCUGCGACAAUCAAGAACUCCGAGCUCGCCAUCCGGGACCUGCGCAUCCUAGUCAAACAUUCGCGUCUACCUAGUCGAAAAGCGCUAGAAAACGAAUUCGAAUACUUUAUCCAAACGGCAAACGAGGCCUCUGUCGAUUUAUCACGCUACAACAGCCGGAUAGGUGCUGCGAUGGACCGGGUCAUCGCGACCAAUACCUGGACUAUGAACGUGCUCUCGGGCAUCUCAGAACAAGACGCCUCUAUUGGCACUGUCGGAAAGAUAAUCCGCCAAAUGACGGGCGCAUUUGUUGCGCCGCCGCCUUCGCUCCAAGAACGCAUCUUCGACCAAUACGUGCUGCACGUGAGCAAGAACAAGGACGAAAUCACACGGCUGAUUGAAACCGCUCAAGCGCUUCUCCUCGUCCUCAACAAUCUUGAGGAGCGUCUGACUACCAUUUUCGACAUUGCCACCACUGACGACCAGUCUAUUACCCGCUCCCAGGAAGAACUCCUGUCCUCGCUCUGGACAAGACUCGGUGGCAACCGUGGCAACGUCAAAGCAAACAAACGAUCGCUCACCCUCCUCUCAAACAUCAGCGCCUACCGCCAAAAAGCUGUCGUGCACGUUUCCGAAACACUGCUCAAGCUCCAGGAAAUUCAAGCUGGACUGGAAAAUCUGCGUGAAGGCGUUGCGGCGCCUGAGAUGUUGGGUUACAAGAGUGGGAUUCCUGUGCAGGUGCAUAUUGAUACUAUUGGUAAAGGGGUUGAGAGGUUGCAGGUCAGUCGAGGAGAGCAGCUAAGAGCUGAGGGUGACACGUAUAGGAGACUUAUGCGGGGCGGUGAGGAUGCGGAUGGAAGGAGGGAAUUGCCUGGGCCGACUGUUAUAGUCAGAGCGAGGUAA